Molecule: messenger RNA, 1113 nt
Organism: Ostreobium quekettii
Lineage: Eukaryota; Viridiplantae; Chlorophyta; Ulvophyceae; Bryopsidales; Ostreobiaceae
Source: the annotation of a GenBank genome assembly
AUGCCCGCGGACCGGCAAGCGCCGGUCGUGGGCGGAGGGCCGCCCCUGGCCCUGCUGCUGGAGGCCGCCCACAGAUCGGCGACGGCGGGCAUUGGCCGAUGGGUUGACCUGAUGGGGAACCGCCUGGGCGACGGGCUGGCCUCCCUGAGGCGGCGGGUGGACGAGAUUCGAGACCGCGUGCCACUGCUGCGCAUCCUGGACGGAGCGGGGAUGGGCGGAAGGAUGGCCGUGCGGGGGCUGAACACGGCGUCCAUGAGCUUUUGCCAGGGCAGCAGGAGGGGCCCACAGCCUGUGUUCGACUUGGCCAUGGAUCCCGAUGAACUGAAGGCUCGCAUAUCCACGAUCCCCAUCUACACCGUGGCCAACAACAAGAACGAGUUCGUCCUUGUGUCUGCAGAGGGACAGAGGCAGGUUGGACUGUUGUUCUUGUCAGAGGAAGGUGCUUACGGACUUGUUGACAAGAUGAAGAAAGUCAACCCUAGCAUGGGCCGCAACUCUAAGGUGCUGAGGGUCAUGCUGGACGAUGUGUAUGACCUGCUGACCACACCAAAGAAGGAACUGCAGGGUGCAGUCUUCCGAUUUGUGCCAGAUAUGAAGCAGGUGGCCAAUGCCCUUGAGGUGUACCAAUCUGCAGGUGUGCCAACACGCGCCAUCACUGGCGUACCAGUCUUCCAAGCUGAAGGUCUCAGCAUUACCACGGACUCAUCACGCUCAACGCCCAUAUUUUUGAGCAAGGACGACCUCGACGUUGCGGUCGAAACCGCCCAGAAGAUGCGAGUGCAGCGGCUGGAGAAUCAGCUCCAGGCGGUGGCUGAGCAGUUCGAUGCAGAAGCGGCCGAGGCCCUCAGCAAGGCUGAGAACGGGGACAAGAACGAUGCCAAGAAGUGGAAGGCGGCGGCUGCGAAAGCGGAGGGAAAGGCAGCCGAAGCCAGGAAGAAAAUGGCAGACAAAUCUGUUCUUGGAACCCGGCCACGGGUUGAGGUGGGCAGUCUAGAGGAUGUCAUCAGCAGGAUGGAGUGUGACACGACGGGCACUUGGGGAAACGUGACAUUCGUUCGGUCAGGCAUCAUUGCCGAUCCCGACGGGGGCAUUGGCACUGCAAAGAAAAGCUGA